Onychomys torridus (southern grasshopper mouse) is the source of this 1323-nucleotide messenger RNA. Its product is annotated as coiled-coil domain-containing protein 121-like. NCBI's taxonomy places the organism in Eukaryota, Metazoa, Chordata, Mammalia, Rodentia, Cricetidae. The record is from RefSeq and is a predicted model, not a curated record. Bases 1 to 1323 code for a protein of 440 amino acids. The transcript has a single exon.
AUGGAGUCCCAAGGUCAAGGCUACCCCAGCUGGGACACUCAGGGCAGACGUGCCACCAUCUUUCCCCAGAGAGAAGGGGCCAGGACUUUGGGACCCUCUGCACUCCCUGCUCAGGAUGAGAGUAAUUCCUCAACGCCUCAUGAAAGGCAGUACAGGCUUCCCGUGACCAGGAAGAGGGCCAUGUGCGACUUCAGGGUGAGGUGGCCGGAGAUCGUAAACAAGGACCAGGAGGUGCGGAGAGAGGACCUGCUCCCGUCUGAACUGCAUCCCCUUGACAGGAAGUCCCAUGACAUCAUAAGCUUAUGCUCCUCGGGGUCCAGCAUCAGCCUCGGACAACAGGAGAGCAGCCACAGUGAUUUCCAGGAUUCCCAAGGAACCCCUGCCUGCUUCCUGGUGGCUCCACACAUGACCAUUCUCAACAACUAUCUGAAGCCAGAGUCAAUGACCAGGCUGGAGAAGAGGGUGAGGAAGAAGACCGUAGUGGCCAUGAAUCAGCUGGAGAUGGAGAUGGAAGCUGCCAAGUUCCGGAGGGCAGUGUUGCUGAAGGACACAAGGGAGCUGCAGGAAGAAAGAGAGCUGGAGGAAGUGGAAGAUAAGCCCUUCUUGGAGUACCUCAAGAAGAGAAACCAGAUAGCCCAGGAGAAGUACGACUUCGUGUGGAAUGAUUACAACCAGCAGUGUCAGGAGAUAGAGGACAGGAGGCGAGAGCUGGUCUCUGACUACACCUCCCGCCAGGCUGACUUCCAGAAGCAGCUGGGGCAGGGCAAGAGGCUGAAGGCCAGUUUGAGGAGGAAGCUGAAGGCCCUGGAGCCCAUAGCACAGAUAAAGCAGAGCCAGGAGGAGGAGAAAAAGGCCCUAGAGCUGGAAGAAGCCAGCAUAGUGGCUGACAUCCCUUUCAUGGACCGAGAGGCACACUUGCAGUUCCUGAAGGAAAGGGCCGACCUGCAGAAGCAAGUGGAGGAACUGAACCUGCUGGAGUCAGGGGAGGACAUCACCAGGGAGCUGAAGAAGAAGACCAAGGCCUUGGAGGCUAGGGUCCAACAAGCUCACAAGGACUUCUGCAAGGGUGUCAUUGCUGAGAACAGGAAGCUGCGAUCAGAGAUCCGACAGCUGGAUCAGGAAUUCUGCAAGCUGGAAGCCAGAAGGGAGAAGCUGGAGCGGCGGAAACAGAAAUGGAAAGAGCAGCAGUGGUACCUGGAGGCCCUGGCCCGGGGGAGGCAGCGCCUGCAGCAGCAGGAACUCCGCCCCCCAAAACCACAGGCCACUCCACACCCAACCCAGGGCUGUCUACGGGGUGCCAGGCCGAGAGCCACUCCUAAGUAA